AGAUGCACUUAAUGAUUUUUCAAAAACUCUUUAAUAAAAUCAGAUAUUGUAAAAGCCUAUAAUAAUUAAGAUAUAAGUUGAUAACAAAUUAAAUAGGUAAUGUAGAUUAGAAAUAAAAACAAUAUGAAUAAGCUUUAAAUGAAUAUUCAAGAACAAUUUAAAUUAAAUCAUAAUAUAAUUAUGCUCAUUCUAAUAGAGGUAAAUAACGCCAUAAAAAAUAUGAUGAAGCUAUAUCAUUAGAACCAAAAAAUCCAUUACCUUUAUCUAGUUUGGGACGAUGAGAUUAAAUAUGAAUUAUAUAUUUUGAUUAUGUAUUCUUAUCAUCAUUUCCACUAUAAGACUCAAAACUUAAAACAUUCAAUACCAUAAUUAAAAUGAAGAAAUUAAAUAGUAAUUAGAUCUAAAUACAAAUUUAGGAAUGGCUAAGUUAAGUUAGGCAAUCCUUGUUUUUAGUCAUUAAGGCUAGUAGGUAUUUCCCUU
Messenger RNA from Paramecium sonneborni, 480 nucleotides. Lineage: Eukaryota; Ciliophora; Oligohymenophorea; Peniculida; Parameciidae. The record is from the annotation of a GenBank genome assembly.